AAAUAGAAUAAGUCCCGAUUCAACCUAGGUACAGCCAGGCAAGGCGCACAGAUAUUACACAUUCUCACCGCUGCAAAUUUGUUCAGCCCCUCCCCUCCAAAUCAAAUCAAAUCAAAUCAAAUCUCUCCACGUCCCUAAAACACACACACACACACUCAACUCGCGGCGUUCCUGAAUCGGCAGAAGAGCCCCAUCAGGAUCUUCGCCGAUUUCAAUUUUUCUCCGUUGUGAGUUUGGUGCCAUCGCUCCAAUCAAGAUGGGAAAUGGUCCUGCACCCUAUUCAUAUAUUGGCAAGCGUGCAAAAGACCUCUUGACGAAAGAUUACAACUAUGAUCACAAAUUUGUAUUGUCUCUCCCAAGUUCUACUGGAAUGGGACUUGUGGCUACGGGAUCAAAGAUUAAUGAAUUUUUUGUCGGUGACAUAAGUACAGAGUAUAAGACUGGGAAUACCACAGUAAAUGUGAAAGUCAAUACUUCUUCUAAUAUCUCCACAAAAGUAACCAUCAAUGAUGUGUUGCCCUGUAUGAAUGCAGUGUGUAGCUUUGACAUUCCUGAUCACAAGUCUGGAAAGCUGGAUGUGCACUACCUGCAUCACCGUGCCGCCAUCUGUUCCAGUAUUGGCCUGAAUCCAUCCCCUUUGUUGGAACUUUCUGCAGUGAUUGGUGACAAAGGUCUAGCUCUUGGUGGUGAAGUUGGACUUGAUACUGCAUCUUCUUCUUUUACGAAGUACAAUGCUGGGAUAAGUUUUACCACACAAGAUUUUUCUGCAGCAUUAACACUGCUGGAUAAAGGACAAACACUGAAGGCAUCUUAUGUUCAGUCUGUGAGUUCCUCGAGUGGAACUGAGCUUGCGGCGGAGAUGAUUCAUAGCUUUAAUUCCUAUGAAAACAAAUUUAUCUUCGGGAGCAGCCAUACGGUUGAUCCUUUGACUAUGGUAAAAGCAAGAUUUUCCAAUGAUGGAAAGGUUGCGAUGCUAUGCCAACGAGAAUGGAGGCCGAAGUCUCUCAUAACUCUUUCAGCCGAGCAUGAUACCAAGGCUGUAAAUGCAACCCCAAAAAUGGGCAUUGCCCUUGCGCUCAAGCCGUAAAAGGAAUUGGUAAUAUAUAUCUGGUUCUUCCAGUUUUAACAAUUUUUUCACCCUGACAAGUGUGGGUGUUUACAUCAUGCCAAAUCAAUUUGGGAAAUCAAAUUUUAGACAUGUUUCACGAUUUGUAACCUUAGUAUUUGGAAUACUACACUCAUUCUUUACUAUAAUUUUUAUAGUCUGGCAGUUACGAACAUGUAUAUGCGGAUUAAAAGAAAUAUUGUACUGGAACUCAGUUCCGAAUGCCUUGCAUAACACAACCCUUUUUGGUUUUGGAUUA
Daucus carota subsp. sativus is the source of this 1364-nucleotide messenger RNA. RefSeq names its product mitochondrial outer membrane protein porin 4. Gene Ontology annotation, biological process: monoatomic anion transmembrane transport. The transcript has 7 exons. Gene Ontology annotation, cellular component: mitochondrial outer membrane. Lineage: Eukaryota; Viridiplantae; Streptophyta; Magnoliopsida; Apiales; Apiaceae. The record is from RefSeq and is a predicted model, not a curated record. Bases 257 to 1087 code for a protein of 276 amino acids. Gene Ontology annotation, molecular function: voltage-gated monoatomic anion channel activity.